UUUUGAACAGAAGAAUUCAAGCCAUACAUUUCCAUGUCUUUCUUCUUUUCCACACACAUGGGAACUCAUUCACGCUCUGUUACCAGCCACUGCUCUUUUCAGAGAUGCUCUACAGUGGCUGUUGGGUGGAGGAAAGGGUUAACAUUGAGCAUGUAUCGAAAAAGAAUAGGAAGGUGUAGUUAAGUAUAAAGUUUUCAUAUAGGGCAGCAUAAAAACAUUCAAGAAUACAUCAGCAAAAUUUGGGAACAAAGCUUUCCUACUUCGUGGGCAGGCACAGCAUAAUUGUGGGUGCAGAUGGAUAUGCAUAAAUGAAGGAAAUCUGGAAAGAAAUGUAAAUGCUCUGAGUUUAAAUAUGAAAUAUUUAUCACAUUAUCUAAAAAAAGAAGAUUGAGGAACAACUUGCCAAAGUAAAAAGCUUUUGUGUAUCCAUCAGAGAGAAGAAAACUGCAGCUGAAUUAUGCCUAUGUAUGAAUGGCAGGACCAAGGAGAAGCAUGGUAGACCAAGUAGAUGUGAUUCCUGCAUUCCUGUAAUCCCCAGGAGAUUUAAAUUAAAUUAAAGGUGUUACUUGACAUGGUUAUGUUUGAGGCACUGUGGUAGGACCCAUUGCUUCAGACUAGUAAACAUUAUAAAAAUUACACCUGUAGAAUAUGUAAGAACUAAUCAAGAAGUCUCAUCAUGUGUUUGCAGGAGGGUCACAUUUCAAAUCUAUCUACGUAUUUCCUCUUCUAUCAUUUUCAAAAGGUUGUGAACAUGGAGAAAGGGAAUCCUUGAAUUUUCAAGGUUUUGGUGAGAUUGCUCACCAGGAGCCUCAGAAAAAGCCACCCUAAGCUGUCGUGGGAUGAGAGGGUUCCUGUCCUGGAUUAGUGGCUGCCUAGCAGCUAGGAAAGCAAGAGGUCAAGUUUCACAACAUCACAGAAGGCCUUCAGGGAUUUUCUGGGAUCCCCACUCGUGAAUACUGAUAAGGGAUCUGCAGAGGAGAGGAGGAAGGGCUGAGUUCUGAGCUUGUCUGUCACCAGAGGGGCUGCUGGAACCGGGGGAAGAGAGGGCUCUGGUGAUCCUGGGCGGCUGGGCAGCGCAGGGGCAAAGGGAGCUUCUGCUAGCAGGGGUAAGAUAAUGCUCUUUCAGGUGGAUUUGUUCCUGCCCUGCACUUAGGGGCAGCUUGCAAAAUAACCUGAGGUCAUUGCAGACUGUGUAGAGAUCAGGGCUCCGAAGUGGUCAGGAGGGGAAAUAAUGGAAGGAAGUUUCACAAGGAGAACACGUCAGCCCCAUUGUUGUGUUGCUGCUGGACCAUGUGGUGAGAGCGUGCUCAGCGGCGGUGGCCGGCGUGCCUGCCCCGAGGGACGGUCACGCCCUGCUGAUGGUGCCGGGAGGCUGACCGAGAGCAUCUGAAGUGCGGAAAAGGUGCUGUGCAAGGAGGACUUGGAACAAGUGGGACAGAGCGUGGAAAAGCAGAGAGAGGCGUGGUUGUCUGUGCCCUGUGUGCAGCUGCAGAGUUCAUUGCCUCAGGCUGUUAGGGAAAUGUGAGUUGUUUCAGGAGCCAAUGGAACAGAUGGGCAGAGGAUGGGCAUUGGUACAGCUGAUGACACAACUUUGGGGAAGCUGUGUGCAUUUCCUGGAAGAAACAUAUUCAUACCUUUGUCCAUACUCGUGUGGUUUGUCUGGGCACCGGCUGGUGGGCGCAAUAGGAGACGGGUACAGGCUGUUUGAGGUAUUUCUUGAACUCUUCAGCACAUCACAGAACUGUUGUUUUGGGAUAUCCUGCUUAAACCCUCGGAGGAAAAUCUGCCCACAGCCAAAAAUGACUUGAGUGGGCGAGCUGCUGCUUUAUCCCCAGGGCCAGCUUCCAGUGUCCCAUCUGGGGAUGCGCCGUGCACUAUGGUUCACAUCAAUGUGUUGAAAAAGUUCAUGUGUGUCCUUGUGGUGGUCCUGGUAGCACUGACAGUUUGCCUAUGGAGAGAAACGAGAAGAAGCUUCUACGAUCCUUUGAAGACCAGGAAUGAUGAUUUGCAGGGGCACAGGAGUUUGGAGAAAUGGAACGCUGUUAAAUCACAAGGCCUUUUCCAGGAAGCAGCCGGUGAACUGGGGCAGGUAUCCAAAAUGUGGCUUGGUACCCAAAACAGAGUAAAAGGCAGCAUCUCUGAAACAGCUGAAAAGUCCAAGAAAGCAGCCUUUGGGAAGGUAUGGGAUAAGGACAGCUCAUCCAGAAAUCUCAUACCCAGGCUGCAGAAGGUCAGGAAAAACUACCUGGCCAUGAACAAGUACAAUGUGACUUACAAUGGGAAGAGGAAUGCUAAGCUCAGCCCAGAGAAGUUGCUGUGUCAGCUACGGGACAGAGUCAACGUGACCAUGAUCCAGAGGUCUGAUGGUCCUUUUGGUACCUCUGAGUGGCAGCAAUACCUGCCAGGGAAAAGUCUCAGUGAAGCAGUGGGACACCUGGGUCGCUGUGCUGUUGUGUCCUCAGCAGGGUCUCUGAAGUCAUCUCGCCUGGGACAAGAGAUAGACAGCCACGAUGCCGUCCUGCGGUUCAAUGGGGCUCCUGUCAGGGGCUUUCAAGAUGAUGUGGGGCAGAAGACAACAAUUCGUCUUGUGAAUUCCCAGCUUGUAACUGUUGAAGAGCAGCAGUUCCUGAGGGAACCAUUAUAUAACACUGGAAUCUUAAUUGUCUGGGAUCCAGCACCAUAUCAUGCAGAAAUUCAUGAGUGGUACAGAAAACCAGAUUACAACUUUUUUGAAAGCUAUAAGGCGUAUCGUAGAACACAUCCAGAGCAGCCCUUCUAUAUCCUGAAUCCCAAAAUGCAGUGGCAACUCUGGGAUAUUCUGCAGGAGAAUUCCCUGGAGCAUAUUCAGCCUAAUCCACCAUCAUCAGGAAUGCUUGGCAUCGUGCUCAUGAUGACACUGUGUGACCAAGUGGACGUGUACGAAUUCCUCCCUUCCAAGCGGCAGACCGACAUCUGCCACUAUUACCAGAAGUUCCACGACCACGCCUGCACCAUGGGAGCCUACCACCCCCUCCUGUUUGAGAAGAACUUGGUGAAGCACAUGAACCAGGGCACAGAUGAGGACAUCUACACUCACGGCAAAGUCACCCUGCCUGGCUUCCGAAAAGUGCAGUGCUGACAGAUUGGUUUUACUGUGUUUAGUUUUCCUUGACUUUCAAAGCACUUUUUAAAUCAGGGUUUGUCAGAUAUGUUAGGUCUAAGCACUGGUGUGUUUUGACAGCUCUUCCAUGUAGCAAGGCUUGCUCUUAGGACUUUGUUGACCAACUCUGAGCUGUAAGGCUCACUGUGGUACAGCCACUGACCUGCAUGAGUCACUGCAAUAAAUGGACUCGCAGUGAAGCCAGGCUCUUGCAGCACGUGGAUACCUCUGGCUUCAUCUCAGCCGAUGACGGGGUAGGGGAGGCACAGCAGAGGCUUUCUAAGCAGAGAUUGCACAAGUCAGGAUCAUACAAUGAACAUAGUUUGGUUUGCUUCAAAGGGGCUGUGACAACCAAAACCCUGGGCCAUUGGGAAACAUGAAAAAUCGUUUAAAAUUUGUUCCCAUAGUCAGGGGCUCUUCAGAUUAGGGAUGAUUUAUGGAAAUGCUGUCAAGCUGUGUAAUGAUAAGUGACACUUCUAAUCCAAAAUAUUUGAUUUUAUAAACAGUCUGUGAACUUCCUUCCAAAUUGUAAGACUUCUGAAACCACUCAGGUGACAUUUUUGGCAAAGGAAGAGGAAAGCAAUUUAUAAUCCAGUGAAUCUUGCAAGACUUUUUAAUCUUCUUACUUUUUUUUAAUAAUUUAAAAUAAAUUUCAGUAAUCAUUUACUUUUCCAGUACAGUGCUUGGCUUGGUACAGAAGAACCCUUAUGAUCAGAAAGGUUUUGGGAAGAUGCUCCAAGGCACAAAUGGGAGAACGCACUGAAGUCGGUGCCUUUGUCCAGCUCUCUGCUGCUCUACCUUUGCAAUUGUUGAAUUACUUGCUGUACCCAUUAACACAAACACCACAGAGCUGCUGCUAGAUGACUUCCAGCCCUCUGCACACCAACAGAGGGGAUCUCUUGACUGCUGUGUGCUUUUCUGCAUAGGUGGGGAGCAGGUUUGCCACUUCCAUGCUUCAGGAAUGGUGGGGAGUGAGAGCAUGCUCUGCUUCUCAUGCUGAAACACAGAGCUGAGAAGGGCAGCUUCUUCUGUUCCAGGGACUCCUGUGGCAGCAAGGUGGAAGGGGGGUAGCUCUGCAAUCUCAGGGUGUUGGUGAGAACACCUUCCCCAUCUUCUGUACUUGUGUGUUUCAUCAGGUCUGUAAAGAAAACUUUCUCCUGUUUUGAAUAAAUUCUGUGAAGUCAUUGGCCUG
Messenger RNA from Motacilla alba alba, 4331 nucleotides. RefSeq names its product ST6 beta-galactoside alpha-2,6-sialyltransferase 1 (gene ST6GAL1). The transcript is spliced from 7 exons. The record is from RefSeq and is a predicted model, not a curated record. NCBI's taxonomy places the organism in Eukaryota, Metazoa, Chordata, Aves, Passeriformes, Motacillidae. Bases 1877 to 3118 code for a protein of 413 amino acids. Gene Ontology annotation, molecular function: sialyltransferase activity.